Durotheca rogersii is the source of this 648-nucleotide messenger RNA. RefSeq names its product RTA1-domain-containing protein. NCBI's taxonomy places the organism in Eukaryota, Fungi, Ascomycota, Sordariomycetes, Xylariales, Xylariaceae. Bases 1 to 648 code for a protein of 215 amino acids. The transcript is spliced from 6 exons. The record is from RefSeq and is a predicted model, not a curated record. Gene Ontology annotation, cellular component: fungal-type vacuole; plasma membrane.
AUGUUGAGUGGUCGUGUCGCCAACUCGACGGUCUUGCUCGUAAGCCAGAUCCCUGGCUUUGAUUUCGCAUACGGAUACCGGCCCAGUCUUGCUUUCGACAUCGUCUUUCGUGUACUUUUCGGCAUUGCCUUCUUCGGGCACGCCUUCCAGGCAGUCCGCAUGAGAAGAUGGUCGUCGGUUCUGCUCUCCCUCUGCGCCUUGAUCGAACUCGUAGGAUGGGCCGGUCGUACGUGGUCAGCCGAAUGUCCCACCCUCACAAUCAGUCCUGUCUUCUUUAUGGCUGUAUUAUACGUUAUUCUGGGUAGCUUUAUUAUUAUCUUAGGUCGGAAAUAUAGCCUGAUUUUGGCCGAAUUAUACAUAAAUGUCUUCCUGUUAUCUAUUGGCGGUGCGAUGGCUUCCACAACCGCUAGCGGUCACGAGUCGCCUCAGACGGGGACCAAUAUCAUGAUUAUAACCGAACUGGCUCAAGGGCGGACCGGAUACUUGAUUUUGCACGAGUGGUAUCUCGUCAGCUUAGACGGAGCCCCCGUGGCCGUGGCAGUGAGCGUAUUCUUGCCAUUUGGCCUAGCUCGGACUUUUCCCAAGUCCACUCGUGUUAUCGAAACAGUGUCUGGGGAUCUCAGUGAUACCAGCACUAAUGUAGUGUAA